AUGGGUCUUGCAUUGGAUGGGAAACAACCAGCACAAGAUGAAGAUGAUUUCACAAAAAAGGAUAAGGUUGAAAAACUUACCCCUGAACAACAAGAAGAAAAUUUUAAGAAAUAUGCCCAAAGAUUUGCUGAUUUGAUAGAGGCAAUUCAACUUCAACUGCGAGUCCAAUUUCGACAUAUGCGAAGCAUGGGUAUAACAGCUGGUGAUAUACCUUUUCAUACUGUAACAUAUGGAGAGGCAAAAGAAUAUGAAAGUUGGAUGAAUGCUACAAAAAUUUUACGAAAGAAGCUCGACAAAAUUAGUGUUGCUGCGGAUGGUUUACAAGAUUCAAAAAGCGAGUUGAUGGAA
Racocetra fulgida is the source of this 348-nucleotide messenger RNA. Lineage: Eukaryota; Fungi; Glomeromycota; Glomeromycetes; Diversisporales; Gigasporaceae. The record is from the annotation of a GenBank genome assembly.